Molecule: messenger RNA, 732 nt
Organism: Gossypium raimondii (Peruvian cotton)
Lineage: Eukaryota; Viridiplantae; Streptophyta; Magnoliopsida; Malvales; Malvaceae
Exons: 2
Coding region: 1-732 (243 amino acids)
Source: RefSeq, a predicted model, not a curated record
AUGAAAGAUGUCAGAUUUGCGCUUCCCAACAUUGUCUAUGGCAUUUCACAAGGAAAAGCUAGCUCGAGACGACAUUCACUUGGAGAACUUAUAUGCGAUGCUUUUGGGAUAUGUACUCAAAGGGCCACCACUACCCUUGGUAAAGCCAAAGAUAAGGUCUCAGACACCGCACAUGAAGCUAACAAGCUUAAACAAGAGGUUAGAAAGAAGGUUUCAGAGACUGCACAUGAAACCAAAGACAAGGUCAUAGAUACAAAAGGAUCUAUCAGCGAUGCUUUAGGCAAAGAAAAAGGGGAAAUUAUGCACAAGGGCCAAGAUGUUAAAGAAAGGGCGAAAGAGUCCAUUGAUAAGUCCAAGGAGGCGGCGACAAUAGAAAAAGAAACAGCCAAGAUGAUAGGGGAUGAUAUAGUGAAAAAUAUAUCAGAGCAAGUGGAGAACGUUCAGGAAAAGACCAUGGAAGAAGUUGUCCGACCUCCGAAGAAUGCAAACAAGUUUCUUGAUGGUUUUAAGUACAUGAAUUCAAUGGAAGCAUUGAAUACAAUGAUGGGUAUAGCGAACUUACUUGGAUUAGCUACAACAUAUGGGAUGAAUGUGUGGAUUACGUUUAUUUCCAGCUAUAUCUUGGCAAGACAGCUACCAAGACAGCAGUUUGGGGUGGUGCAGAGCAAGAUAUACCCUGUUUGCUUCAGGGCAAUGGCUUAUAGUAUAGGGUUGGCUUUUGUGGCAAACUAA